Brugia malayi is the source of this 1167-nucleotide messenger RNA. RefSeq lists its product as uncharacterized. The transcript is spliced from 8 exons. Gene Ontology annotation, molecular function: histone deacetylase binding; transcription corepressor activity. Lineage: Eukaryota; Metazoa; Nematoda; Chromadorea; Rhabditida; Onchocercidae. Gene Ontology annotation, cellular component: nucleoplasm. The record is from RefSeq and is a predicted model, not a curated record. Gene Ontology annotation, biological process: negative regulation of transcription by RNA polymerase II. The coding region runs from base 1 to 1167 and encodes 388 amino acids.
AUGACCGACGAGGAGCAUUCUGAUUCUCGGACAGAAGACGACUAUGAAGAAGGCGAAGAAGCAUAUGAUGAUGAAGGUACUUUAGACGAAGAGGAAAUGUUGCAUCCAGAAGAGAACUAUCAAGAUGAACUUAAAAUGCUAGAAGAUGAUGCAAAUUUAUCAGUGGAAGAAUUAAGACAAAAAUACUGCAGCGUUGUUGCCGAUGAAGAGUAUGAUGAUACUCAGUCGGCAUCAACAUCAGAUGAUACCCGUAAAUCUGAAAGUGUAGAUGAUACAGCUACGAAUCUUGAUUUCACGGAACCAGAUAUAGUUGCAUCACCAGUUUCGUCUUCCAAAAAAGGAAAAAAAGAGCAUGGGUAUUUCUCAGAUGUUGAUGAUAAUGAAGAGGACACUGAUUAUGUGCCACCUGAUCGUUGGCGGAGGAUUGUGAGGCAGGGAGCAAUGUAUCAGGCCUCUGUACCAGAAACAAUGUCGACGGGUUCCAGAAGUCCAAGAGAAGAGCUUGAAAUGCUUUUGUGGUCACCUCAUUGUGAUGUAUCAAUGAAGAAAGUGGAGGAAUAUUUGAAGAACUAUUACGACAGGGUACUACAAAGCAAUGACUCAUCUUUGCCGGUCGAAACGCGUAAAUCUGGGAUUUCAAAUCGAAGUUUUCCUGUGAAGGAUGAUGAAGACGCUUUGAAAGCCCUACUGAAUGCGAAGUACAAUACAAGCAUGGCAUUGGCCAGUUAUCCAUUUCCACGUGCUAAUGCUCCUUUGAAGAGUGUUGGACCAAAUCCUGCCAAAUGGAAUGAUCAGGACUGCGAGCUUUUCGAAAGAGGUAUGCAGAUGUAUGGAAAAAAUUUUUGCCUUAUUAAGCGAUUGUUACCUCAUAGGACUGUCGGUGAAAUAGUACACUUCUACUACAUUUGGAAGAAAACAGAACGUCAUGAUAUGUACCAGGAACGAGUUCGCGAAACGAAAAACCAAGACCAUCCUAACUGCACUGAUUUUAUGGGUGGAUUAAUGGAUCAUAUGGAUGAAAGGAGUAAUGUGAAUGUAUUGGACAUAGCAGCAAAUGCAGUUCCGGCUGAAAUGGAUUUGAUAAGUAAGGACUGGGAUUGGAACAAUGAAGAAGAUAAUACGCUUCCUCAUUUGGAUAGCGAUACGAUUGCAAACGUAUUACAGUGA